Messenger RNA from Phragmites australis (common reed), 2980 nucleotides. RefSeq names its product wall-associated receptor kinase 1-like. The transcript is spliced from 4 exons. Gene Ontology annotation, molecular function: polysaccharide binding; ATP binding; protein serine/threonine kinase activity. The record is from RefSeq and is a predicted model, not a curated record. Gene Ontology annotation, biological process: cell surface receptor signaling pathway; protein phosphorylation. Lineage: Eukaryota; Viridiplantae; Streptophyta; Magnoliopsida; Poales; Poaceae. Gene Ontology annotation, cellular component: plasma membrane. Bases 331 to 2646 code for a protein of 771 amino acids.
UUUUAUAUAAUAAUUAGCAAUUAAUAAUACGGGAGAUGGUAAAGAAAUUUCACAUAAAAUUAGAGUUUUGCACAAAUCAUUUAUCUAGUAGUGAAAGUUUCAUUAUCGCACAACCUGAGUACUGUAAUUAUAAUUAAAAAGAGUGAUUUUUCUUCGGUCGCAAGCCACCAAUCUUCGUUGUAAUUCAAGAGCCACAAAAGUGAACUUAAAUUAGAAAUAUAAAAUAAUCAUGAAGCUUAAAAGUAGCUAAAACGCACAAUGCUUACAAAUAGACUGCGACUGGUGUGCGCCUCUCUCUCGCUCUCUAUAUAUAGAUAGAUAGAUGGUCAAAUGCAUGCAUCCGGAUCGGACCAGAGAGCUAGCUUUACUGCUGCAAGCUGCUUCACUAUACAAAUUAUUACUAGAAUGAAACACCCGGUAGCCAUGCCACAAGUGCUGUGGUUUUUCCUUACUCCCGCCCUAGUGAUUAUUUCCCAUCUGGUGGUGCCGCCGCCAGUGGCAGUCGCCGUCUCCGGCAUGGCCCCGUCGGCGGCAGCCACCGUCUCCGAUGUGGCCCCGUCGGCGGUGCCAGCUCCACGACGGCCGGGUUGCCCUGACAAGUGCGGCGAUGUAGACAUUCCCUACCCAUUUGGCAUCGGCGACGACUGUGCCUGGCAGGACUUGGGUGACUUCACCAUCACUUGCAACCAUAGCUUUAGUCCUCCAAGACCAUACAAAGGCGACUUUGAGAUCAUCAACAUCACGGUGGAGGCCGGCGAGAUGCGCGUCUUCAGCCCCGUGUCGUACAUCUGCUACAACUCAUCCAACACAACCGAACCCGGCGGAGACGCCGACUGGUCACUCAGCUCCACCGACACGCCGUUCCUGAUCUCGCCCACGCGCAACGUCUUCACCGGCGUCGGCUGCAGCACGGUGGCAUUCCUGGAAGGCAGGGAGGACGGGAGCUACUUCACCGGUUGCAUCACCACCUGUGAGAGCUUGGAGGAGGCUGCUCAAGACGGCGACGAGUGCACGGGGCUCGGCUGCUGCCAGACGCACAUCCCGGGCAACCUCAGCGUGAUACAUGUCUACUGGAGCAAAGGCAAUGACACCCACGUCAAUACUGCGUGGGAGUACAGCCCCUGUAGCUACGCCUUCGUGUCCGAGAAAGGCUGGUACCAUUUCCGCCGAGAAGAUCUCAGUCGGGACGGAAACAAGAGCUUUCUCAGCCGGGUUGGAGAGAGAACUAUCCCGUUGGUGUUUGACUGGGCCAUCAGGAAGAAUGGCUCUUGCCUGCUCCCGCCGGAGGCAAGCGGAGGUAAACCGACAGCUUCAGCCUGUGUCAGCGAGCACAGCUUGUGCGUCAACGCCACACAGGGGGAUGGGUACCUAUGCAAUUGCUCCCAGGGAUACACGGGCAAUCCCUAUCGCAUCCGCGGCUGCACAAAUAUUGAUGAGUGCGAACUUCGAAAAUCAAAGCCUGCAAUUUAUGAAAAGCUAUAUCCUUGUGGCAACGGUGGCACAUGCCAAGACACGGAAGGUAAUUACACAUGCAAAUGCAAAUUCGGGCAGAAAGGAGAUGGUAAAAUUGAAAAUGGAUGUCAGCCCAUAGUUCCUACAUAUGCAAAGGUAAUAUCAGCUGUAUUCUGUGUUAUCGUCCUUCUGGUAAUCCUAGCAUAUUUUGGUCCUAAGAAGCUUAAGAGACGGAAGCAGAGGAUGUGUUUCGACAAAAAUGGUGGUCAAAUACUGAAGGGAGCGGAGAUCAACAUCUUCACGCAAGAGCAGCUCAAGAAUAUCACAAACCACUACACCACACCCAUUGGAGAAGGAAACUUCGGCAAGGUCUUCAUGGGGAAGAUCGACGGCGACCAACAAGUCGCGGUUAAGUGCUCCUCCCCGAAAGGCAAGGAGCUCCCGCGGGAGGAGUUCGUGAAAGAGAUCACCAUCCAGUUCCGGAUCAGGCACGCCAACUUGGCCCGCCUCAUCGGAUGCUGCCUGGAGACGGACGUCCCCAUGCUGGUCUUCGAGUACUUCCCCAAUGGGAGCCUCUAUAGACUGCUUCAUGUCACGAGGCAUCAAGUGCUUCCACUGCCGGCACGCCUGAACAUUGCAAUCGGCUCCGCAGAAGCCCUCGCCUACAUGCAUUCAGCUGGUGGCCAGAACCAUGUCCAUGGUGACAUCAAAUCUGACAACAUCCUCAUUGACAACAACCUCAUGCCCAAGGUCUCCGACUUCGGGUCAUCCAAGCUCAUGUCGAUCGAUAGGUGCGCUUGGGAAGUGAAAGCGGAUAGGAGCUACAUGGACCCAAUGUACAUGAAGACGGACCGUUUCACGGAGAAGAGUGAUGUCUACAGCUUUGGCGUGGUGCUCCUGGAGCUCAUCACAGGGAAGAAGGCCAAAUAUGACGGGAACAACAGCCUCCCCAUAGACUUCGUCAAGUCCUGCAAGGAGGAGGGCAAUGGAAGGAAGAUGUAUGACAGAGACAUCUUGGCUGAAGGCGAUGCUCAAUCUCAAGCUUACAUGGAGUGCCUUGAUAGGAUUGGCGAGCUCGCGGUCCGAUGCCUCAAGGAAGACGACGAUGAGAGACCGACCAUGGCAGAGGUGGUGGAGGAGCUUAAGCAAGUGAAGUUUGAAGCCUGGGGAGGCCCAUGUUCCGAGGCGAGAUAAAGGCACGACUCACGAGGUAUAUAUAUGAAGCAAGGAAACUGGCAUUUCAGCUUAAGGUAGCUACUUCAUGCAUGGUAGUAGCUAGCCAUCUUCAGGUUUAUCCAGUAUUUAUCCUUCUUUGUCAAUGUCGAGUUGAUAAGUACGGUGAUAUUUGUUAAGCUGCUUGCAAUAUUGUGUACUGCCACUUAGUUAACCAACGGUUGUUUCAUAAAACCUCAUAUAUAUUGGAGAUGUGUGAACCAGCUAUGUAAGUUUUUCUUCCUCAAAUAUGGAUAUUGUAGAGAAUAAUUUGAAGGGUAAUCUUGACUUCCUGUCUUCCCUUUCGAAUUGUAGA